Messenger RNA from Echinostoma caproni, 351 nucleotides. Lineage: Eukaryota; Metazoa; Platyhelminthes; Trematoda; Plagiorchiida; Echinostomatidae. The record is from the annotation of a GenBank genome assembly.
AUGUCCGCCUCAGUCUCCAAUGCUCGCGAACGAUCCCGAAUGCGUGUGCUAUCUGGUGCCUUUGUCGAACUGAAAGGUGCAUUACCAUGGGUACCGAAAGAUACAAAACUGUCGAAACUGGAUACCCUGAAACUGGCCGCGGGCUAUAUUGCUUAUUUGCGCCGGAUACUGGAUACGGGACCAACUGGUGCGGGUACCACAUCGAUCGGGAUUUCCGACUCAGAUGAGGCUAUGACCGAAUCAGACAGUCUACUGGAUGAGAUGAAUACACCGGAUCCUCACAAGAACUCAAAAUUGUCCAUCCUACAACUGAGGUGCAAAACCUCCAAAUGUAAAUAUAUAUAUAUAUAG